AUGAAACUGCACUUUCCAAAAAGCGGAGAGGAUACUCAGGUUUUCUGCCAGAACAUGCGAUCACUGCUGCUUUCUAUAGCAGGAUUUGUCGUCCUUUUCUUUCAUCACCCGGCGUUGUUUAACAUAAAUUCAUUUGCUUGCGGAGUAUGGUUCUACAUUGGAACUACUUGCUAUUCCCUUGGUAUUGGAUUCUUUGCUUUGGAGUCACUAAAUGUGCACGAAGUUGUGUACGGGCAUGCUAGAAAAAGUCAUUUUUGGGACAGAGAAAACAAAGCUCCUUACAAAGCACCUCCUAUCGUUAUCUACUCAGUCGCAGUCGGUAUAGUACUAGGGCUGUGUGUCGCAACGCCUACAAUAACAUAUACGAACAAAGUGGUAACCAGUUGGACUUGUACGGGACAUUUUUCCAAGGAAAACUUGAGUAUGUGGUUGGCAAUUGUUAUCUUCGACACAUGUGUUGCUCUCACUGCUACCUCCUUGGCUUAUGAAAGUUAUUUUACCUUAACAAACGUUCCCCAAUAUCGAUGCAAAACAACUUCAUAUUGGAAAGAAAGAGGACUCUACGCUAAAUCUUGCAUCGAGAAGUGCUAUCGGGAUGUGGCAUUCGUUGCCUUGGGCCCUUGGCUGCUUUUGAUAAUGUGGUUGACUCUAGCCAUAUCAUUCGACUGGGUAUCCGUCAGUUUUGUGAAUAUAACUACAUUGGUGGCUUCCUUACUCUACACUGCGAGUAAUUUUUUACAGUCAGCUUGCACAAACCCUGAUACAUAUAGUAAGUGCACACGAUUGGCGAUGAGACUACUCCCCCAAAAAAUUGUUCCUCAUUGUGAUCCCGUGACGAUGUGGAGCAGAAGCGAGGUGUUGGAUUUCAAGAAAUCCAAAGAGACUUUCAUUCCUUACUUGAUAAAAGAUCAGCUGCAAACUUAUUGA
This is a messenger RNA of Cylicocyclus nassatus, 927 nucleotides long. NCBI's taxonomy places the organism in Eukaryota, Metazoa, Nematoda, Chromadorea, Rhabditida, Strongylidae. The record is from the annotation of a GenBank genome assembly.